CUUCCAGACUCCAGUCAGGAAUACACUGAUUCCACGGGGAUCGAUGUGCACGAGUUCCUGGUGAACACACUGAAAAACAACCCCAGAGACAGAAUGAUGCUGCUCAAGCUGGAACAGGAUAUCCUGGAUUUCAUUAAUGAUGAGAAUAAUCAGUAUAAGAAGUUUCCUCAAAUGACCUCAUAUCAUCGCAUGCUGCUGCAUCGGGUCGCUGCCUACUUUGGCAUGGAUCACAACGUGGACCAAACCGGCAAAGCGGUCAUUAUCAACAAGACCAGCAACACACGCAUCCCCGAGCAGAGGUUCUCUGAGCACAUUAAAGAUGAGCGCAACAUGGACUUCCAGAAGAAGUUCAUCCUGAAGCGAGACGAUGCCAGCAUGGAUAAAGACGAUAAUCAGAUCCGGGUACCGCUGCAAGACGGCCGGCGCAGUAAGUCCAUCGAGGAGCGAGAGGAGGAGUACCAGCGCGUCAGAGAUCGCAUCUUUGCACGAGAAGUAAGAACACAGGCUUGCAUACUGUCCAUUGACGGCUACUCCUCGUCCUCCCAAAAGCGGAGGCAGAUUUUUAGGGGUAACAGGGAAAGCUCCAGCCGGGCCUCCAGCAGUCGCCAGAGCAGCACCGACAGCGACAUGAAGAGCCUGGAGCCGCGUCCGUGGAGCAGCACAGACUCUGACAGCUCCAACCGCACGCUCAGACCUCCGGUCACCAAAGCCAGCAGCUUCAGCGGUAUCUCCAUCCUCACACGCGGAGACAGUCUGGGCAGCGCCAGGGGCUCCCGCACAGGUCUUCCCACAGUCACUCUGGACGUUUGUACCCCAGCUCAGCCGCUCCAGCAGAGCCGCGGGCUCCUGCCGUGUCCCCCGAACUGCCCCUCCGGAGCCCCUCAGACCCCGAGCCAACCGGCCCCUCCGCCGCUGCUGCCGACCCCGACUCUCACACACACACACUCUCACACACACACUCACACACAGCACGCCAUCAGCGCGCACAAUCACAUGCUGCCUCAGGGAGAGGAGUUGACUCCAGGUUUUGGGCAGAUGUCUCUCAGCCGUCAGAGCUCCAGCGAGGCACCUGAGCCACCCAGCCUAUACCAGCCUCCACCCGCCGUACUAUCCCAGCAUCCUCCACCGCAGCCCAGCUACAUCUUGCCCCCGCCACCCUCUGGAUACCAGCCCGCUGCUCCACACCCGCAUCCUCCUCCACCACCGCCUCCACCAACACAACCCAUCCUACAGACAGCUCCGCCCGCGCAGGGAUACAUGCAGCCUCCACCACAGCAGAUCCAGGUUCAGUAUUAUUCCACCGGAGGACAGUAUCCGAAUUCAGGCCAGCAGUUCCGCUCCAUCUCUCACCAGGUGUCAUACCCCACACAGCGCUCUCAGCCGCUGCCCCCGCCGGCGCAGCCCUCCGCUCCUCUCCAGCCCAUGAUGACCAAUCAGCAGCCUGCGUACCAGAGCAUGAUGGGAGUCCAGCAGUCUCAGAGCGCCAGUAUGAUGAACACGCAGCGCACGGCCAUGAACGGACAGAUGCCGGGCAUGAUGGUCCAGUACCCACCCAUGCCCUCCUAUCAGGUGCCUGUAGCUAAUGAGAGUCAGUCUGUGGUGCAGCAGCAGUACCAGCAGCCCGUCAUGGUUCCCGCCAGUCAGUCUGUACAGGGAGCCAUGCCGACCGCGGCACCCAUGCCCGUCUACUACAGCGUACUGACGCCCACACAACAGAACAGCACAAGUCCAUCUGUGGGUUACUUGCAGCCUCCCAGUUCAGAUCAGUACCAGAUGACCCAGUCUGCGUCACCCUGCAGCCCACAGCCAAUGCAACAGCAGUAUUCAGGGGUUCCUCCUCCUGGUCCUGGUGUGAUGGUAAUGCAGCUCAGCGUCCCGACUUACCAGGGUUCCUCCUCCUGGUCCUGGUGUGAUGGUAAUGCAGCUCAGCGUCCCGAACGGACCGCAGCCGACCCAGAAUCCUCCUCUGGUGCAGUGGAACCCCUGCAAGUACUACAGCAUGGAGCAGAGACCCAGCAACCCCGAGCCGCAGGGUCUCCUCCUCCCAUCAUGCACAACCACAACCAGUCCUCCUACAGCUCCCAUCAGAGUCAGGGAGUGAUGAAGCACGGAGCGCGGGGGAAAAGACAAACGCUCAAAUCUGCCUCUACAGACCUGGGCACUACUGACGUGGUGGUGAGUCGGGUGCUGGAGGUGACCGACCUCCCCGAGGGCAUUUCUCGUCCGGAGGCCGAUAAGCUCUUCAACCAGCUCUCGCUCUGCGGCGCCAAGAUCCAGUGGCUGAAGGACCCUCAGUGUCCCCGGGGCCCCGGCGGCGGACGGGGAGACGCCAGGGACCCCGCUAACCUCUACACCGUGGUGGCUGUGUUCCCCAACACAAUGGCGGCCCAGAGCGCCUCCUUCAAACUCAACAACAGCGGCGGGAGUUUGUUCAAACUGCGCGCCACCAAAAAGAACUAUGACUUGCGCGUGCUGGAGCGAGCGAGCUCGCAGUGAGUCGGGAGAGAGAGAGGAAGUCGGAGAUGUCAAAGGGAAGAGAUCAUCCUGGUGUUCCUUUGGGAUCUUUUUUAUUGUUUUGUAUCAUUAACCGAAGAGCACAUAUGACACAGAAGCGUGUUGCGUUGUGUGUAUCGUAUGACGCACUCACACACACACACACACACACACACACACCCAUAAACACAAGCGGACGUCUUAAAGGGACAGUUCAGAUGAAAAUGAAAUGAUUUACUCACUUUCAUGGCGUUCCAAACCUGUAUGAAUUAUUUUCUUCAUACACGCAAUGUAUGAACAUGCAAGCAGAUAUUUUUGAAGAACGUUGCUAACACAUUUUCAGUUCCUGUUGACUUUAUGAAAAUACUGUGGAAGUCAAUGCGUACCAAAACUUUUAAUUUAGUUUUAUGCUUUUUUUGCGUGUGUGUUCUGCCAAAAAGAAGGAAUUCAUACAGGUGUGGAACGACAUGAAGAUAAGUGAAUAAUG
Messenger RNA from Sinocyclocheilus grahami, 2980 nucleotides. RefSeq names its product R3H domain-containing protein 2-like. The record is from RefSeq and is a predicted model, not a curated record. Gene Ontology annotation, molecular function: nucleic acid binding. The annotation marks the transcript as partial. NCBI's taxonomy places the organism in Eukaryota, Metazoa, Chordata, Actinopteri, Cypriniformes, Cyprinidae. The transcript is spliced from 18 exons.